AUGUCUCAGUGUCAAAAAGGAAUCUCAUUGCUGUUUCACCACGCAGGCUACUAUGAGAUAGCACGCAGCACAAUGGAACAGCUGACGGCUUCCGACGUUGGCGCCCUCUUAGCUUCACUUCGGAUUACACCAGCCCAGGAUACACCACUACGAGACUUUGACCAUACCAUGCGACUGUUUGAGCCUUGGUUCCAGGACAAAUGCCAGAUCCUGAUCAUCGGCCCGGACACCAUUCGAUUGAGCGACCGAAUCUUCAAGGCAGAUAAGUACUACAAGGGGAAGCGCCGAAGUCAAACUCAGCUGGAGGUGUGGAUUUUUGCGAUCCCUGCCAACUUUAAAAAGAGUGUUGAGGACGUCCAACGCCUCAGGCACCGUUCUCAUGCCUCCUCGUUAUUUUCUAUGCAGGAGCGCGCAGAAGCAUGGAUUGCUGGACAAGAGCUUCUUGAUAACAGUCUUAUCAGACAGAUCAGUCAUACAGAGCCCCAACCAAGCAAAGUAUCUGGAGAGUACCUAGAUGUCAAAGUUUUUGAUCUUUUUCACACGACCACACAUCGUCAUCUGCACACAACACAUCUAAUUGGGCUUGAAUUUGCGGGAAUGGAAUUUGGUACAGACGCGCUCGAAAUCAGUUUCACCUUUUUACUCUCUUCAAUUAUUCCUUGA
Messenger RNA from Penicillium samsonianum, 663 nucleotides. RefSeq lists its product as uncharacterized. The transcript is spliced from 2 exons. The record is from RefSeq and is a predicted model, not a curated record. Lineage: Eukaryota; Fungi; Ascomycota; Eurotiomycetes; Eurotiales; Aspergillaceae. Bases 1 to 663 code for a protein of 220 amino acids.